This is a messenger RNA of Closterium sp. Naga37s-1, 9258 nucleotides long. Lineage: Eukaryota; Viridiplantae; Streptophyta; Zygnematophyceae; Desmidiales; Closteriaceae. The record is from the annotation of a GenBank genome assembly.
AUGCUGGUCGCGAGAAUCAGGGCUCGCCUCCACGCCUCAGCUGCUCGGGGUCCCGCACCAAGGUUGGCCUUUCCCACUCCCUUUAGUUUCCCGCCUGUUCCGUUUCUCUCUUUUCCCGUGUCCGCAGCAGCUCCUAAUUCCACGGGUCCAUGCACUUCCCUUCCUCCUUCCCCCAUUGCCGUUCCUUCUUCGUCUGUCCACCGUUCUGUUCGUCUUCCCGCCCUCCCCUCACCAUCCACUUCCUGUUUCUCAUGUCUCGUCAUUCCCGCUUGGAAAGAGGCAGGCGGAGGAGCAGCAGGCAGGGCCGCCUGUGCACAACCGUCCGUACCGUAUGCUCGCACGACGGAUCCGUCUGUUAGAGAGGCGGUGGCGCGUGCUUAUAGUGAGGUUGCUGGUACGUACGCCAGCUCGAUCCAUUUCGGCGGUAGUGCUGCGAGCGAAGGGUCCGAGGAGGUGGCACAGGAGGUGAGGGGACACGUGGCAGCGGAACGCGACGAACACGUGGUAGAGCAACGCAAAGGACACGUGUCUAAAGACGGACACGUGGCAGGGGAAGGCAAAGGACACGUGGCAGCAGAUGACUUGAUCAAGAGUGACAAGGGAGUGCUGGGCGUGAGUGGGAGGAGCAAGGCGGUGAGGAAACCGAGGGAGCGGGUGGGGCCGGAAGUGGAGGAGUCGAAGCGGCGGAUUCUCGCGGCGUUCCUGCGAGACAUGGACGGCGCCGACAAGCCCGCCGGCCACGCGGCGAGCCCCGUGCAGGUUAAUCGGCCGGAAGAAGAGAGGCCGUCGGGGGAGAUAGAAAGUGGUGAUGUUUAUGAUGAAGGCAAGGAGAGUGGGGAGGCUAUGGGCGGUGAUGAGAUGAUGCAGGGCGGGAGUGCGGCGAGGGGUGUAGUUGACUGUGAGCCUUGUGACAGUGUCGAUGAGCACUGUAACGGGGACGAGGACGGCGAGCUCGCGGGCGGCGAGGAGCACGUGUAUCACAGCGAGGAUUAUAAUAGCGAGGAUGAGUUGCACGGUGAUGGGGACGAGGCGGCGGAUAAGAGCGACGCGCCAGUGGAUCUCGAGUCGCUCGUGGCCAUGAGCGGACGCUCGCAGCUCACGGGCAUGGCCGGCGCGCUAGCUGGGAAGACGAACCGGGAGUAUGAACAGGACGAGGCUGCGCUUCAAGCCGAUGCUUCUGGAGAUGCUGUUGCCACUGAUUCUCUCGCUGAAGCUACCUCUGCAGCCAUUAGAACCGAUUCGCUCGCCGCGAAGGCGAACAGCGCCAAGGCGGAAGGACUCGCGGACGCGAACGCGCAGGGCGGCGCUCCCCUGUCCGUUCCGCCGUCUCCCGUUCCCCCCGUCGCCUCGUCGUCCCCGUCUGGUUCCUCGAGCGACUCGCUCGCGCACUCCACGCCAGCCGAUUCGAUCGCCAUGAUCGCCUCCAGCUCGUCCGGCGACGAUUCCGGCGACUCCCCUACCAGCGACACUCGGACGAGCGACUCCCGCUCCAGCGUCAUCCCCGCGAUAGGAAGCAACCGCCGCGUCGAUCCCGCGGAGCCGGCGGAAAGCUAUUUUGCCGCUGCGGACGGCACGGCGGUGGGCGGAGGAAUGGAUUCGGGGGAUGCGGGGGGAGUGGGGGAAGCGGACGGCGCGGAGAGGGGCUUGGGGAGAGAUGAGCUGGAGUCUGGGAAGCUGGAUGUUGACGUGAGCGGUGCUGACGUGGCGGAUCCUGUCGAGAUUGAGGCGAGCUAUGACGAGGGUGGCAGUGGGAGGAGGAGCAGGAAGCGGUGGGGCGAUUGUGCGCCCGCGGGGAAUGAGGGAUGGGGUCGCUCGCUGUGGGGCGGGAGUGGCGCGGCGGAAGGAAAGGAGUUGGAGGGGAGUGCGGGCGGGGGAAGCUUGCGCUUGAGAUGGCUGGUACUGGAGGAGGGAGAGGAGGGGGAGGAGGAGGACGGAGAAAAGGAGGAGGAGGAGACGGGAGAGGAGGAAUGGGUAGGCGAGGGGGAUGUGGGGGUCGAUGCAGACGGGAUGUACAUCGAGGAAGCGGAUGAGAGAGAGGAGAUAAGGGACUUGGAAGGAAAGUUUGAACCGCAUACAUCCCUGCUCCAUGCUCCCACCGCCUUGCCUUCCCUCUCCAUACCUUCACCUUCUGUUCUCUCGCCCUCCGUCCCCUUGCCCUCGCCGGCCCCCUCACACGAGGCCACUCAAGAAACGUCCCAACCCACUCUGCAGCACCAAGCUCUGCUGGGAUCUCCCCAGCCUUCCAUUCACCUACAGCCAAACGAUGCCGACGAGUAUCACCCUCUGCAGCCGCCCAUGCAGCUGCCCGCCGUGCCCUCCCUGCACAGUAACCUCUCCUCCAUCAAGCGCCGCCUCUCCCCGCGUGUUCGAAAGCCUACGCGUUUCCUCACCGCCUCCCGCCCCCUCACUCCUCCGCCAUCCACCAAUGCCACUGCUGUGGUUGCUGCAGCUGGCGCCGGUUUGUGCGGUGCUGUUGCUGGUGCCGCUUCCCCUGCUGGUCCUGCUUGUGGCUAUCCUCCUCCUUAUUCUGCUGCUGCUGCUGCUGCUGCUGCUGCUGCUGCCAGUGCGGCUGCAGCUGCCGUGCCUCUAAUGACCGCAGCGUCAGUGCCAUUACAGGCACCCUCUCAUGCUUCUGCAUCUGUGCCAUUACAGGCACCCUCUCAUGCUUCUGCGUCAGUGCUUGCAUCAUCACUACCAUCGCCACCUGCGCCACAAGCAUUUACAAUUAUGUCCGAGUCCCAUCUCUCCUCUGCCGCUCCUUCUGCCGCCGUAACAGCUCAGUCAACGUCCAUCUGUCGCUCAGUCUCAUGCUCGUUCCAAGGGACGGCGCCUGCCAGUGCCACCCAUGUGAUCGAUCUCGAGGAGUGCUGCCAGUCCGAUGAAUCUCGGCCGUCGGAUGAAUCCAGGCCGUCAACUGACUCGAUGUGGUCAGCUGAAUCCAGAGCGUCAGCUGAAUAUGAAUCGUCAGUUAGAACUGAUCCGUCAAUUAAGACUACGGUGUCAGCUGAAUCUCGGCCGUCAACUGAAUCUCGGCCGCCUGCUGAAUCUGGACCGUCAGUUGAAUGUAGGCCAUCUGUUAAAUCUGCACCGUCAGCUGAAUCUCUGCCACCAGCUGGAUCUGGGCCGUCAGAGGAGGUACCAGCGACUGAGGAGAAGGCGAUAAACGGUGGAGAUAGCACUAUCGCGGGUGCUUCUGGUGUGGCUGUACACAAAUGUGACUAUAACGAGAGGUACGGUCCUAUGGAGGCCAGCGCAGAGAGCAGGAGCGAUGAUGGUGUGAGCAGUGAAGAGGAGUUGAGCAGUGAAGGGUCUGGGAUGACUGGGAGGGAGGGGGAAGAGGGAGAGUUCGACUGGGCUGGAUGGGGCGAAGAGGGAGUGGAUGAGAGAGGGGAGGAGGGAGGGGCGGAAACGGAAAAGGAGAAACGGAUGGAUGUAAAGGAGGAGGGUAAGGUGGAGGGAAGGCAGCUUGUUUCUGUGGAUGGCAGCAGAGCAGCAGGUGGCUGUGACACGAUGCAACACCCUUCUAAUGAAGAGGCGGAGAUGGAGGACGGGAAUGGGGGUGGGGAUAGGGAUGGGGAUGAGGAUGUGGGCGGAAACGAGGAUGGAGAUGAGGAUGAGAACGGGGAUGAGAACGGGGAUGAGGCGGAGCGUGUGUUUAUUGAGAUGGUGGGAGGGGAGGGAGUGGCGGCUGGGCGAGAGUGGGACAGGGCGAAGGGAGAGGUGGAGAGGGAGGAGGAGAGUGCAAGUGGUGAAGUGAGCGUUGGUGCGCGUGGCACUGCGUUCUCUUCUCCGCCACUCGCAACUUCCCCCCACCCGCUCCUCUCAACGCCAGCUGCCAUUUCCUCAUUCUGCACGUCCCUCCUCUCCCCGCCUCGCCCUCUCUCCUCCGCCCUCCCUGGUGCUGGCGCGGGAGGAAAACUAACAGCACCAGCACCAGCACCAGCACCAGCACCAGCACCAGCACCAGCACUAGCAGCAGCAGCAGCAGCAGCAUCAGCAGCAGCAGAUGAGGCUACGUCUGCUGAGGCUGUAGCUGGUUCAUGCAGAAAGGCGGUUAUUGAGAAGCAGGAGGAGGUUCAGCGGGAGGCGGUUGGGAGGGACGGCGAGAUUUGCCUGCAGGAAGGCGUUGCCUUGGCUCGUGGUGGCCAGAGCGGGUGCUCUGGGGGAGGCUUGACAGCGAGAUGUGCGAGUAGUGGAGGUGAUGCAAGUGAGGUUGGUGGGAGAGAGGGCGUUGCAGGUGAGGGUGUAGAGGGGAGCGAGGUGAGCAGCGGUGCAGAGGGGUGGAAGCUGGGGGCAGGCGGGGAUGAGGAGGAGCAAAGAGGCGAGAUGGAGGGGAGGGGAAGAGCUGAAUAUGAGGAAAGGCAGAAUGGGGAAGAGCCAGCGAGUUCGGACGAGGUGACUGAAGAGUGCGAGGGCAUGCAGGAGGAAUGCGAGGGCGCGCAGGAGGAGUGCUCCAGCGACGCAGAGGCUGUGCGUGAGGUUGGCGCCAGUGCGGCCCUGGCUCUGCAGGGCUCACAGGGGACGGGUGAGGGAGGCGAAGAGGCAGCUGCGGAGGCCGCAGCAGCAGCAGCAGCAGCGAUCGCAUGGGGAACCGCCUUUGGGGUUGACCCUGCAAGUCAGGAGCACGAGGAAUGGAGAGGGAGGCGGCAGGGAGAGGACAUGUUUGAGGAGAUUAGCGCCUGGGGUGCUGUCUCUGGGGUUGUGGGCUUUGGUAGCAGCCAGCCAGGUAGCAGCCAGCCAGGCAAUAGCAGCAGCAGGUUGACGCCUGCUGUGUCAUGGAAGCAUGCGAUCCGACCGUUCACUGCCAGUCCGUCACUCAGCCUGCUUGAUAACCCCCUCCUCACUGCUCCCGCCGUCCCCGCCUCGUCUGCAGCUGCUGCUGCUGCUGCUGCUGCUGCUGCUGUUGUCGCUGCUGAGAACGCCAAUGCUGCCACUGCCCCUGGCCCUGUCACUGCCACUGCUACUACAGCCGCAGCAGGUGAAAUGAACCCCUUUCGCCCCCCUGUGCGCCGCCUUGUUCCCUCUGCCUCCUCCCCCGCCCUCCUACUAACCUCCCUUCAAAUCAACCGCCCAGCCUCCCCCUCCUCCUUCCCCAUCCGCCCUCCCUCCCCCAACGACCCCACUCGCCCAUCCGCUCCUGGCCCCUACUCCUCCCAUCCCUCCUCCCCCACUGCUUUCUCCGCCCAUCACAGCCGCCCCUCUUCCCCCACCUCCGCGUAUGCCAGCCGCCCGUCUUCCCCCACAUCCGCGCAUGCCAGCCGCCCCUCGUCCCCCACCAUCCCCCUGCCCGACCGCCCAUGGCUGAAAAUCUCCCUCCGCCGCAGCCUAGAGCGCGCCCAAGCCGCCCAGCUUGCAGCCGCCGCCCUGGCAGCGGUUGAGAGGGCGGAUGGUGGUGCGGAGGGGGAAGGGGCGGAGGGUGUGGCAGCAGGGGAGGGGGCGGGUGGAUAUGGAAUGGGGAGCGCGGAUGGCAUGGGUAUUAGAAGUCGUGGGGAAGGAGGAGUGGAUGUGGAGAGGCGAGAGCCGGAGGAGAAGCAGGAGAAGCAGGGGGAGGAGAAUCAAGAAGAGGAAAAGCAGGAGGAGAAGCAGGAGAAUGAUAAGCAGGGGGGAGAGGGAAAAAACGAUGUGGUGAGUGAGUGCUACCUUGAUGCUGACACACGCUCAGACCCUUCAGUACAAGAGGAGUGCGGUGGCACAUCUGCCUCUACCGACAUGUUCCACUCCACGCAAAAAGCCAGCCAGAGCACCAGUGCUGCUACUGCCAGUGCCAGCGCUGGUGCUGGUGCUGCCAUCGCUGCUACUGGUGUUGUAUCUGGCACCCCUGUUGCUGACCUGGUCCCUGUGGAAGAAGCUGCAGCUGUAGAGGCUGCUGAAAGCACAGCUGCUGCUGCUGCUGCUGAUCCAAUCGUUGCCAACAACCCCAUGGCUCAUCCCACUGAGGGAAACCCGAUGGGUACCACUGGCGUGGCAGCAGGUGGCAGCGUGGCAAGGCAGCACUGGCAUGUGAGCAGUGUGGUGGGGACUGCGAUGGGCAGUAGAGGAGCGCGUAUGGAGGGCAAGGACAGCCGUGUCAACAGCAAAGCCAGCCACGUGGAGAGCAAACCCGCCCACGUGGGUGCUCAGGCUCGCCCUCACACUGCCCUGCAGCGCACUCCUCCCCCUUCCGCAGGUGCCCCCACAGGUGCUCCCGCAGGGGGCCCAUCAGGUGCUCCCACAGGCAUAUCCAAUGUGCACGCUGCACAGGCGCACCCAGGUGUGAGGGAGAGGCAGAGCCCACUUGCUGCGCCGGUUCCUGCCAUGCCUCGUCUGCCAUUCAAGAUCUCCACCAGGAAGGGCUUGGGCUCUGCUGCUCAGAAUGCCACACCUCCUGCUGUUGCUGCUGCUGUUGCUGCUCCUCCUGCUGCCUCUGCUGCUCCUCCUGCUGCCCCUGCUGCUGCUGCUGCUGCUACCCCUCGUGCUCCUGCUGCUGUUCCGGUGGCACAGCAGAAGGCACAGCGUGGCACCACAGGCAUGGGUGGUACCGCAAGGGCAGUGGGAAGGACAGGUGCAGUGACAGGAGCAGCAAUGAGGAGAAGUGUGAGCGGGACAAAGGGUGGGGUAGGAACGGGAUGUAUGGUAGAGAUGGGAGAUGGCGUGGGAGCGGGAGGAGGGGGCGUGCAGGGGGAGGCAGUGGCGGAGGUGGAGGAGAGCUGUGGCUCAUGCAGCAUGGCCAACAGUGUGAGGCACAGCCCGGGGGCGAGGCCCCACCCCAGUGCGAGGAAGCCUGACAGUGUGACACAGAAGAGCCCAGCAGCAGGGCAGAGAAUGGCGUGGAAGAGGCAAGAAGGUAAGGCCACGGCAACGGGAAGGCAGUCUGUAGCUGCAUCCGCUGCAAAGCGUGGUGGUUCUGCUUCAGCUUCUGCGUCUGCCUCUGCUGCCGCCUCUGCUUCGGCCUCUGCAGUAGCAGCAGCUGCUGCCGGUGCUGGAGGUGUGAAGCGAGUGUCAACUGUCGGAGUGAAGGGGGCUGGAGGGGCAGCAGCAGCGGGGGCAGCAGUGGCGGGGCGGUCUAAUGGAGCGGAAUCGGCUGUGGGUGGGUCAGAGACUUGCGAGGAAUGGAGCAGCUCAGGUAGCAGCUUGGGGAAGGGAGGGGCGGGCGGAGCGGGAGGAAGAGGAGUAGGUGCAGCAGGGAGCAGGCAGACGGCUCCAGAGAAACAGCAGCAGCAGCAGGUUUCAGUGUCUGCCUUGCAUCAAUCACAGAACUCUGCAAUGGUGCAGCAGCAGCAGUUUCUGCAGACGCUGGCGUUCGGGCCAGAGUGGGUAGCAAGGAGGCGGGAGAAGGAAGAGCAGAUGCAGCAGCAGAAGCUUGUGGCAGAGAACAAGGGGCAAGCGGCAGGGGGUGGUGGCAGUGGCGUGCAUCAGCCGUUCAGCCGGCCUUUGUUUGGAGAGAGGAACGUGAGUCCACUGAGGAAUGCAACACCAGGGGCUCAAGGUGAUUCCAGGACACAAGCACAGGUGCAGGCACAGGUCGAGCAGCAGCAGCAGCAGCAGCAGCAGGGAGUGGUUUCCGCAGGAAAAUUGCGUCCAUUUGAGAGGAACUUGUUUCAUCAGACAAACCCCAUGACCUCACACGGCUUCCCUGCUCCUUCUCCUGCUGCUGCUCCUGCUGUUCCUGCUCCUCCUCUUGCUGCUUGUGCAUCCAGAUACUCGUCUGGGUCUGCUGACGCAUCGCCCCGCCAUCCGCCACCUUCCAACCCCUUCCUCCAGAGCCCACUCCACUCACUCGCCCCCAGUAGCGCUGCCACCAGCACCUCCACCCCGCCUCUCUCCCCCCGCGCUCCAUCAGGCCCCUCUGCCAACCCUGCUCUCCCUCCUCCUAGGUCCAACCCCACGUCUCCCCGUGUCUCUGCUAUGGGUGCUACUGCCGCGUCUCUCUCCCCGCCCCCCUCCCCGCGCUCCUUCCAUGUGCUGCAAUUCGCCAUGGGGGGCUCUCCCAACGCCAGCCCCAUGCACCCUCUGGCGUCCUCACUCUCUGGUGCUGCUCGCAGCCCCUCUGUGGGGCCCACUCCCUCUGCACCCCGCAGCCCCACAGUAGGACCCUCCUCUCUUGCACCUCGCAGCCCUGCUCGAUUGCCUGCAGUUCCUCAUACCUCUCCUGUUCCCGCGCACCCAGCUGCACCGUUUCAUACUCCUGUGAGUCCACGUCAUGGUGGCGGGGCUGUAGCUCCACCCACCCCUCCACACCCUUCACAACAGGCGAUGCUGCGUGCGGGUUUGCACACUUGUAACAUGCAUGGGGACGCGUUCCUUGCGCCGCCCACUCCUCCACACUCAGCACAUCAAGGCAUGCUACAAGUGGGUUCGUAUGGUUCUAGUGUGCAUGGUAGCAUGCCCCAUGCAGGCAUGCGUGGCAGCAUAAAUCAGGGUGCCAUGACUGGCAACCUCCAGCAGCCAGGCUACUAUGUGCAGCAGUAUGUGCAGCCAGUGCCACUUCAGCAGCAGCAACAGCAGCAGCAGCAGCAGCAGCAGAGCCCAUACCGCAACCGCCCGUGGCUCCAGCAGGAGAAUCGGCAGCCAUUCAUUGCAGGGCCCAGCCCCAGCCCACCCCGUUCGCCCUCCCCUCACACCACUGCAGCCAUGCCCUUUGUCUCCGGACCCAGCCGUAGCCCUGCCCGCACCCCUCCUGCCUACCACACGCCACCACCAGCACCAGCAGGAACACUCGUGCCUUCUCCGGCUGGCUACAUUGGCAGUCCAAGCCGUUGCCUCUCCCCUGUGCCCUUCUGCCCUUCAGGCAGCCCAAUGCCUGCUGCUGCCAUGUCCCCCAAUGCUGCCGGCUCUGCCAGCCCUGCUGGUGCAGGCACUCCUGACAAGGCCACCACGUCUUCGCGCUAUGCCUCCCCUCUGCCUGCUCGGGGCCCGGUGGGGAGCAUGUUUUUUGCAGGGCCCAGGGCAGGAGGAUCAGCGGCGAGUGUGGGAGGAAGUGCGGGAGGUGGUAAGGCAGUAGCAGCACAGGUGGCGGGUGGAGGGGUGCUGACGUCAUCAUCGGCCAUGAAUGCACGGCAAGGAUUCCCUGGGGGGGCAAUUGCUCCAGUGAGUGUGCCUGGUACCGGUGCAGUGCCAUGCAUGGGCCCUUCUCCUGUCAGCAGUGCAGCAGUGAAGGAACCGCAUGUCGCUAGGGUGGCACAGAAGCAGAUUUCCAGUCAUGCAGCUCCGCCAAGUGGGCCUGUGGUUCCUCCUCUUAGCAGCUCCGCCGCACGCAUGUGGUUUGGUGGUAGCAAGUAG